Bombyx mori (domestic silkworm) is the source of this 1203-nucleotide messenger RNA. It is a transcript of the gene Or-20, whose product is annotated as olfactory receptor 20. Gene Ontology annotation, cellular component: plasma membrane. Lineage: Eukaryota; Metazoa; Arthropoda; Insecta; Lepidoptera; Bombycidae. Gene Ontology annotation, molecular function: odorant binding; olfactory receptor activity. The transcript is spliced from 7 exons. Gene Ontology annotation, biological process: sensory perception of smell; detection of chemical stimulus involved in sensory perception of smell. The record is from RefSeq and is marked provisional. The coding region runs from base 1 to 1203 and encodes 400 amino acids.
AUGAUCCAAGCCAGUAAAUAUCCAAACAGCAAGACUAAAGAAUUAUUCAGAAAAAUCGCUCACAUCGCUUAUAUUUGUGGCCUACCAAAUUUUUGGAUCGAAGAACUGAACCUACCGAAGAGUUUCAUUCGAGUUUACGAUAAAAUAGUGCGCAUUUUCAAUGUGGCAACAUACUUUUUUCUUGGUAUAGAAAUUGCCGCGCACUUUACCCAGCACCAUUUGACGAAUAAGCAAAAAUUUGAUUUGCUUCUGUACAGUAUAUCCCACCCGAUCCUCAACGGCUAUGGCGUAAUUGUUUCCAGACAAGUUGGGAACGUAAAAAAGGUUUUGUUGGACUUAAUCGUGAAUUUGAAGGUAAAAUACAAUGACCCUGUCAUUGAGGAGGCGAUGAUAAAGAUUUCAAUGACGUAUUCCGUGUCUUUUAUUACAAAUUGCGUUCUGUCGAUGCUCACGUAUACUUUUGACGCUUUGCUGAUGGUUUACAAAAAAGGUGUAACAUUCAACGUUAUAAUAACAGCGUGGCCAGAUGUGGAAGACACUACAACUGAAGCUAGCAUCGGCAGAAUAGGUUUCCACAUUUUCUGGUGGUUAUUUGUGACACGGCCGUUCGCAGUUUAUGUAUUGGUGAUUAACUUGACAACUUGCUUGAGUCACCAGUACAUGAACUUACAAAGCUAUUUUUUUCAUCUCGAGGAUAUUUUUAAAGAAAAUCUCAGUCAGAACGAAAAGGAAGCGAAAUACGAAGCGGAGUACAAAAUAGGGGUUAUGCUUCAUGCAAAUACGUUGAGAUGUACAAGGAGAUGUCAUAUGGUAUGGAACGGCGUUAUGAGUGGUCAAAUUAUAUUUAACAUCAGUCUAAUUGUCAUAAUUAUGGCUCAGAUGAUGAAUUCAGACCGGACGCUCGUAAACACUUUUGGUACUGUACUAACCGCAUCAGCCAUUCUUAUCAGCACCGGUUUCUUCAUGUGGAAUGCUGGUGACGUCACAGUUCAGGCAUCUCGUCUAGCGACAGCAAUGUACUGCUCCGGGUGGCAGAACUGUCGCGGGAAAUCAUCAGUCAGCAUAAGGAAUAUGGUGAUGAACACGAUAGCCGUCGCUCAGCGGCCGCUUGUAUUAAGAGGACUCGGAGUAAUAGAUUUAUCAUAUCAAUCGUAUUUAUCGAUUGUAAAAGCGUCGUACACUGUAUUUUCUGUGAUCUAUUAA